Messenger RNA from Letharia columbiana, 198 nucleotides. RefSeq lists its product as uncharacterized. The transcript has 2 exons. The coding region runs from base 1 to 198 and encodes 65 amino acids. The record is from RefSeq and is a predicted model, not a curated record. Lineage: Eukaryota; Fungi; Ascomycota; Lecanoromycetes; Lecanorales; Parmeliaceae.
AUGCCUGCCUCGUUACCGAAUCCGUUCCCACCGAGAAUUUAUCUCGCUUCUAGUCAGCCUUGCGAUACAAGAGCUCAAGCUCGAGCCGGUUUAUCGUCCAUGGACAAGCUUCCUACGGAAAUGGUGCCUCUUUACGAUGAUCCAGUCUCGAUUAUCGAACACGCAGUGAAAGUGGCGAAGUCUCUGACAAAGGACUAG